AUGAAGGUUAUAAUGGAAAGGGACAUCCACACCUGGUGUAAAGAUCAAGGAGUAGACCCCCGUCAAAGUAUAUGUAUAGCGGGCAACUUUGUGGGCAUUACAGAUGACAAAGUGAUCAAAGAAGUACAGAAAUUAUGUGGGAUAAAAAUUCCCUGCGUAGUUGAUAAGUGGAAGAGUGCCACGGGGGAUAUAUGCGCUAUAUUGAUAACUAACCAGGAAUACCUGGAUUCAUCCCUGAUUCCAGCAAAUAUAUUGGUAAAAGGAGUACUGGGCAGAAGGUGGCAGAUAAGGUGGCCUAUUGAAAUUGGUGAGACUGAAGGGGAAGCCCAGGUAGCCAUAGGUGAAAAUAGGGCUGAGAGACUUGAGGAAAGCUACCAGAAUGCAGGGGAUAGUUCCCUACCUAGGGCCACUACGAGUAACAUUACAAGUGAAUCUAUAGAGCCACAAGUAGAGGCUGUAAUGGACAAAAUGGUCAGCCACUUUGAACACUGGCACUAUGAGGGGGGAUACAAGAGGCUCAGAGUUUUCUACGGUAUAAUUCCAGUUCCCACUGGAGAGGAAGGAUACGACGCUUGGAGGGAGGCCGCAGUACAGCACUUAGAGGAGUGGCAGUGCCCGGAGCAUAUAAAGAAGCAACGGAUAGUGGAAAGACUGAGAGGCCCCGCCAUGGGGAUCAUCCACGCUACGCGGAGAAGCAAUCCCGAUGCAACAUUGAAAGAUUUUUUCAAUGCCCUAGAUUAUUCUUUAGGGACCAUAGAAGAUGUAGGGGAUAUCUUGGCUAGACUAAAUCAGACCUACCAAGAGCCCGCCGAGACUCUUACUAAUUAUAUCUACCGUUUGGAUAAAAUACUAUACAAGCUAAUAGAUAAAGGAGGAGUUGAAGCAUCAGAGAUUGAUGAGAAAUGUAUAAAACAUCUACUAAGGGGGGCCCCGACUAGUAAUCCUGUUGCUCAGCGACUUUGGUGCAGUGCCGUCGGGGCUCGACCUCCAACGUUGGGGGAAUUAAUAAAAGAAGUAAAGUUAGAGGAAGUUCAAAUUGACAAUAGAGAAAAGAGCCUUAGAAGGGUGAAAGUCAUACUACCCACCCCUGAAAGACCUACUGAGAGUAAAAAUUGUACAAAUUGUUAG
Messenger RNA from Pseudophryne corroboree (corroboree frog), 1128 nucleotides. Its product is annotated as paraneoplastic antigen Ma1 homolog. The coding region runs from base 1 to 1128 and encodes 375 amino acids. Lineage: Eukaryota; Metazoa; Chordata; Amphibia; Anura; Myobatrachidae. The record is from RefSeq and is a predicted model, not a curated record. The transcript has a single exon.